This is a messenger RNA of Wasmannia auropunctata (little fire ant), 1786 nucleotides long. RefSeq lists its product as uncharacterized. NCBI's taxonomy places the organism in Eukaryota, Metazoa, Arthropoda, Insecta, Hymenoptera, Formicidae. The record is from RefSeq and is a predicted model, not a curated record. The transcript is spliced from 3 exons. Bases 5 to 448 code for a protein of 147 amino acids.
CGAUAUGGAAAACAAAGAAAAUAUUGAUAUUUUUGAAGAAUUUCCAAUAAAAGAUGAAGCGAACCUACAAUUAAUAGACACAAAAUUAAAAAAUGAUACGAGAUAUAGAAACGAAAUGAUAAAGCAGUUGUCACGUCUAACACGUGACGAUUUAAAAGCAACUUGUAUAGGACUCAUGAGAGCAAUAAUAUCAAAUGAACUUGCUGUAAACUACAGCUGGUUUGGAGCAAAAAAGAAACAAAUUUUCUCACAACUAGAGAUAUGCAAAGUCAUUUUGAGUGUAAUUCGAAAGUCACAUAUAGAUGCAACAGACGAGAAAAUCUCUGCUCCAAUUAAAGUAUGGCUAGCUCAUGCAAAAGAACGGCUCGGAAGACGAGCUGAAAACGUAGUUGAAAAUAUAGCUCAAAACGUAGUUGAAAACGUAGCUGAAAACAUAGCUGAAAACUGAAUAUCAACCUGACAAGCAGAUGUAUGUACGUGUAACAUUUACGGUACUUCAGCAUGAAUACGUGACUCUAAAUCGAAAAAAGGCCUAAAGUAAAUCAUCCUAUACAUCCAGGAAGAGUAAUUAGGAUGGCUAUGCGACGUAAUAUCUACAAGUAUAUUUUUUCGGAAAAAUUAGAUUUAAUUGAAAAAUUUAAAUGAGUACAAUGUGUCAGAGGCGCAAAUCAAAUCAUCAGUUAUGUAUUCCGCGAAGAUGUCACACAUUCUCGAUAUAAUCACGUAAUGUUAGAAUGUACUCAUAACGUUUGUAACCGAUGGAUUACAUAUUAACGGUCGCUUUUAAAUCGUCACAUCUUAGACAAUUCCUUUAUCUGUAAUUAUUUCAAAUUAACAUUUUAUUUUUCAAAUAUGCGUAUGGCGAAUUAUAUCAACUGUUCUGACCGUAAAUUCCAAGACCGUACAUAUUAUAUUUGGUACGUCAUCCGAUACUAAGGCUGGGAGCACAUGAAAUGCAUAAGCAUAAGACCGCUAGACCAAUGAUUAUCUAGCAUAAAAUCGCCAUACUGAUUUACAUAUAAGAUUCUCAUCGAUCUAGCUACCUUAUGCUGUGCUUAUGCUUUGUUAUACAUUUCAUGUGCUCCCGGCCUAACUCGCGAUCUACUCGUAUGAUGCACUGGAAAAAAAUUAAAAGAAUAACAUUUGUCAAAUUCAUACCUAAGUUGUCCGUUUGUACAUUACUGUACAAUUUUGAAUGUAUUUAAUUGAUAAUUACAAAGUCAUAAUUAAUAGUGUAUCUUUAUAUAUACUCACUGGCAAAAAACCGGGCACCUAUAUUAAAAUCUAGCUGGUGCCUGGUUGUUUUGCCGAUGAGUAUGUAUAUAUAUACAUAUAUAUACAUAAUUUUUUUCGUGUAUGCAGUAUACCUCCAUAAAUUUCAUGGCUUUAUAAUGAAUAGUUUAUUUUUAUAAGAUUUACAUUUAUAUAUUAUAUAUAUGUUAUUGAUAUCUUUAUGAAAUUCCUUUUUGUUUAAAUAUUCUUGCUGUGAUGUUAAUUUGUAUCUUAGAUUGUAAGCGUGACAUUAGCUUACACGUUAGAGGAAAUGUUAAAAUAUAUUCGUAUAUAUUCUGUUUUGGAAAAAUGUAAAUGCGUUUCAAGACGCGAAAAAUGUACGCAAAUUAUUUGCUAUUUUUUGUUUAUUUAAAUUUACGGUUAAAUUUGCAUAUAUAAAAUUUUUAUAUAUAUUGUGCGUGUAAACGAGUGAUUAAGAAUUUGAAUAAUAUAAAUAAAUAUUUCUUUAAGGCAAUAAAAAGUAUAAAUUAUUAAAACCUAGCCUAACCUAACC